Messenger RNA from Anoplopoma fimbria (sablefish), 4955 nucleotides. RefSeq names its product epsin-1-like. The transcript has 11 exons. Gene Ontology annotation, molecular function: clathrin binding; phospholipid binding. Gene Ontology annotation, cellular component: endosome; clathrin vesicle coat; plasma membrane. Gene Ontology annotation, biological process: endocytosis. Lineage: Eukaryota; Metazoa; Chordata; Actinopteri; Perciformes; Anoplopomatidae. The coding region runs from base 273 to 3062 and encodes 929 amino acids. The record is from RefSeq and is a predicted model, not a curated record.
UUAACUUAAUGCAUUAACUAUUUCUCGAAUAACAGCCGUGUAAUUUGAUCCCUGGAGGCUGAUAGUUAAGCCUUCUGCAGCCUGGCUUUCAUAACUACGUGCCAGCUUCAGCCCGUCUUCAGUCGCUCUCCGAGCUGUAGGAUCUGGUUUCUGACAGUCAGGAGGAUGCACACUCACUGAGCCGGCACUGAAGCAGCAUAUAUAAACCUUUGACCGCACAGGCUUUGUAAAAGAUCGCGGUGGUUUGAUUUCCCACCUCCACACCAGACACCAUGACGUCCUCUAUGCUCCGCCGGCAGCUGAAGAACCUGGUCCAGAACUACUCUGAGGCUGAGGUCAAGGUGAGAGAGGCCACAUCUAAUGACCCAUGGGGCCCAUCCAGUACUCAGAUGGCUGACCUCUCCGACCUGACCUACAAUGUUGUGGCCUGCAAUGAGAUCAUGACGAUGCUCUGGAAGCGACUGAAAGAUGACAAGAACUGGAGACACAUCCACAAGUCCCUGACACUGCUGGAGUACCUGCUGAAGACCGGUGACGAUCGUGUGCUUCUGAAAAUGAAAGACAGCAUCUACAUCGUCAAAGCUCUCACAGAGUAUCGCUUUGUGGAAAAGGAUGGCAAGGAUCAGGGUGGAAAUGUGAGAGAGAAGGCCAAAGUUGUCCUUAUUCUUAUGGAGGACGAUGAUAAACUAAAGGAGGAGAGAGACUUUGCUCUCAAGACCAGAGAGAAGACGUCAAAAAGUGCUGCUGCCUCAUCUACGGACGCCGUCAAGGAUCCCAACUACAAGCCAUGCUACGUUGACGGGGCCGCAGGGCUUCCAUCCUUGGACAACAUACCGUCAGUGGCCGACUUGACUGCUUCGUUCGCUGCCCGCAAAGAGGAGCGUCUAAAACAGGAGGCCGAGAAGAAAGAAAUGGAGAGGAGGGCCAAGAUGAGUGAAGACGAGCUGAAAUGGGAGGAUGCCGGCAAAGGCAUUGAUGGUAAAGGAGGUGCUUGGGGAGGGGAGAAAGCAGCAGAGGAGGAGCAGGAGGAGAAGGGGAAACCAGAUGCAUGGGUAGACCCCAAAGAACCUAAAGAAGCCACAGAUCUAUGGGGGGCUCCAGCUAAAACCAAUGAGGAUCCAUUUUCAGCGCCAAAAACUGACGCCGAUUCAUUUUCUGCGCCGAAGAAUGGAGAAGAUCCUUUUGCAGCACCAAAAGAUGACCCGUUCAACGCACCAAAAGACAAGGAAGAUCCAUUUACUGCUCCGAAAGAGAAACCAGAUCCUUUCACUUCGUCUAACAAUGAUCCAUUCAACGCCCCAAAAGAUGAUCCAUUCAACUCCCCAAAAGAUGAUCCAUUCAACUCCCCAAAAGAUGAUCCAUUCAACUCCCCAAAAGAUGAUCCAUUCAACUCCCCAAAAGAUGAUCCAUUCAACUCCCUAAAAGAUGAUCCAUUCACCGCUCCAAAAGAUGAUCCAUUCAACUCCCUAAAAGAUGAUCCAUUUAAUGCUCCAAAAGAUGAUCCAUUUAAUGCUCCAAUAGAUGAUCCUUUUAAUGCCUUAAAAGAUGACCCAUUCAGUACCCCAAUAGAUGAUCCCUUUACUGCACCAGCAUCAACACCCCCUAAAGAAGACCCAUUUGCAGCACCAGUAUCAUCUAAAGAAGAUCCCUUUACUGCUGCAACAACACCCCCCAAAGAGGAUCCUUUCUCUGCACCAUCCAAACCCACCAAAGAUGAUCCCUUUGCUGCUGCUGCUGCUGCAACAACACCCCCCAAAGAGUAUCCUUUCUCUGCACCAUCCAAACCCAUAAAAGAGGACCCCUUUGCUGCUGCAACAACUUCACCCAAAGAGGAUCCUUUCUUUGCACCAAUAACACCCCCUAAAGAGGACCCCUUUGCUGCUGCAACAACUUCACCCAAAGAGGAUCCUUUCUUUGCACCAAUAACACCCCCUAAAGAGGUCCCAUUCACGGUGCCAUCCAGUCCACCAAAAGAUGAUGCCUCUGAUCCCUUCAAUGCCCCUCUAGUGAGCUCGCCUCAAGGCAGUGCAGAUGCAUGGGGUGCCCCUGCCAGCUCUCCACCCGCUGACGGGUCGGAUCCCUGGGGGGCGCCAUCUGCUCAAGAGGAAACAAAAGGCGGAGAUCCCUGGGGGGACGGGACAAGCACCUUCUCACCUCUUGAUAAUACUGAUGCAUUUGGAGAUGCAUCCAAACUGGACAACGACCCAUGGGGAGCUCCAGCUGCAGCUCCAGUUAGCACAGAUGAUGCGUGGGGUUCACCUGCUCCACCCUUAGGCUCCUCCCCAUCUAGUGACCCCUUUGGCGACGGCUCAUCUAAAAAAAGUGAUCCUUGGGGUGCGCCGAGCAAGGCAUCUAGCAAUGGGACAGGAGAGCAGGAGGAGAAGGCGUGUAGAAAGACUGCUUCGUUCCUGGGCUCUGCGGGGGCGUCGCUCGUCGACUUGGACGAUCUAUUUUCCUCUAAUCCCAAACCCAAACAACGCCCCCACGCCAACACGCCCGUCGCCCAGACACAAGCCAUCGGCGCUUUCAGAGCCAGGGGCAUGACAUCUGCUCCCGUGGUCAGAUCAGGGCCGUCCCUUCCUGAAACAUCAACCCCAUACCGCCGUCCAUUUGGUUCCACCCUUGCUCCCUCCUUCGGUGCACCUUCUCCCACGUUUGGAGCUCCUAGUCCUUCCAGUGCAACUCCCUUAUUUCAGCAACCGUCCCAGACCACAGGUGUUCAUCAUUCUGGCUUUAAUAUGCUUCAGACAGCUGAAGGAACUGGAAUGGUACAAUCCGUUUCAAUGGGAGGGAGUCCACAAAUGGGACUUCACAUGAACCCCUCAUUUGGAGGAAUGGUGCAGCCUGGAUCCCUGGUGGGGAUUCCUUUGACGGACCCCGUCUUGUUGGGAACAGGAAUGGGUCAGUCCAGUGUCUUUGGAGGGAAUUGCCAAGCAGGGGUGGCUCACUUGGGAGGAUCCAUUCCACAGGCCGGGGGGGGAGUCCCCUUCCAGCCACAGUUGCUCUCAGGCAACGGGUCGGGUGACGCAGUUAACAAAACCAACAAUCCGUUCCUGUUCUGACAGCUUGACAUGGAGUAUUUUCCUGCCAGAUACGUGUAUCAUACUGAAUGACAACAGCAGGUAGCUUUGCAUGUUUUAGCCCUCUGAAGAUAUCAGAUUGCUUUACUAAGUAUCCUGCAGGCAGUCGUUGGUCUUAGCUACCCUCAUCGUGAAGAUUGAGUUUUCCGUCAUUAUUUUUGUCAGCCUUACAAUAAAAUCAAAUGGUGUUGCAGUAUUUGUAGGCAGGGACUGUGAGGAGAACUCCUAUUGGCAGACUAGCAUUUGGCCAUUUGUUGCAUUAAAAGGUCAGAAUAAGUCCUUGAAUGCACCAAGAAUGAAAACUCAUUUAUAAGAUUAAUUUAAUCAUGAGAGUCCCUGCUCCUAUGAAUCACCAUUUAAUAAUAGCAUUACUUACUGACAAAUGUGUGGUCUGAAAUCACAGGCAGCCUGGGAGGUAGAAAGCAGUAUAAACUGUGUAUGGUAUAUAAGCAGUUUAUACAAAAAGUAAGGCUAAAACAUGCAAAACCACUGGUGUGAUCCUUUACUUAAACCCAUCAGCUCCUCAGCUUACACUUGCCUCCCCUUUGCAAUCUACACACGUCCACAUACAAUGACAGCCAUGGUUUAAAGGGAUGCAACAUAGUAUAAUAUAAUAACAGAAAUGCACAGAAAAUAUGUGUGAAAUGUCGUCAUUUGAAUCAAAUCUAUUGGACCAGACAUCCUUCUUUUUCCCAAUGCACAAGUCUGAGAAGCAGAGAGUGUCUCUGUGGAAAUCCUGAAGAAUUACUGUUGAUGUGAGUGUUGACCUGUAAAACAUUGACAGAACUGAUGUGGGAAAGAAGUCACUGUCGGUAUUCAUGUAUGUGUGUGUGUGUUAGUGCAAGAUGGAGUGUGUGCGUGUGUCUGUGACCUGCAUGCACGCAGUGUGUGUGUUCAGUAUAUCGUGCUGAUGUAAAUAGUGGAAGUAAUCACAGAUAAACCUUGAAAUAUACUGAAUUUAUUAGAGUCUUACAAACAUGAGUAACUAUUUAUUGAUUAAUUUAUUGCUUGAUUAUUUAUUGAUGCAGCAAACGGCCUCCAACAAAGAAGACGUAGUUCAGGUUAGCUUUCUUUACAGUGUCGUUAUGCAGACGGGUUGACCCGGAUGGUAUUGAUCAUAUGUAUUAUUAUAUGUGAUUACAAGCGUUAUUGGCUCAGAUCUGAUAAUGGCUGUUCAAACACUGCAUCAUCAAUCAACUCAGUAACCAAUGGUGGCUUUUUCUUCCCUGUUUUGAUCUGUAGUCGUUCUGGAUUCAUUGUGUAAUUGAACAUGUCCCCGCUGUAUCUCCUGAAAACAGAAACAAGAAAACAGAAAUGUGUUAUUGUGUGAUGUUUAGCUGCAGUGUUGGCUGAAUAAAGUAAUAAUUUGAAAAUAACCUCUUUAAUGUAUAUGCAGUCUGAGUGGAUCCUCCUCUGUAAUAUGUGUGUGUGUGUGUGUGUGUGUGUGUCUAUCUAUUUACUGUGUGAGUGGUUAAUGACAUAUUUCAACACACACCUGCAUCUCUUUAUGUUGUCAAACAGCUGCUUCCUCGUGGCUGAACGCCCAUUUUUUGAGAGGUUUUGAGGUAGAGAACAUGAACAGUAGCAGGAUUCAUCGUAGUUCAUGAGACGUGAAGACAUCACAGCUCAGUAAAUUAAAGCCAGAAGGACCAAUGACGUCUAAGAGGUCACUUAGUUUUGUAUUGUUAGUGUUCUUUGUGUUUCAUGGGCCUAGAUGUGUCUUUCUUUCAUUAAAUAUGAACUUUUGACUGAAAGCUUUGCUGAGCUAUAGUACAGAAACUAGCCCAUAACACUAUUAUUAAUAAUUUCUCAAAUUUAAUUUUGUAUUAAAUGAAAUUAUUUUGCGGUGUAUUUAAAUUUAAAGCUGUGUUGUAA